Molecule: messenger RNA, 1857 nt
Organism: Saccostrea echinata
Lineage: Eukaryota; Metazoa; Mollusca; Bivalvia; Ostreida; Ostreidae
Product: 3-ketoacyl-CoA thiolase B, peroxisomal-like
Exons: 12
Coding region: 52-1332 (426 amino acids)
Biological process (GO): phenylacetate catabolic process; fatty acid beta-oxidation
Cellular component (GO): peroxisome
Molecular function (GO): acetyl-CoA C-acyltransferase activity
Source: RefSeq, a predicted model, not a curated record
CCAGUUAAAGCCCAGAAAAUGAACUCGUAUUGAGUUAGUCUUGUUUAAGUCAUGGAGCGGCUUCAAGUUACAUUCGGACACCUGUCGACGACAGGGUCACAUAAUGAUUAUCACAGAGUGCUGACCAGUGAAGCUGCCGCCAGAAGGUUUCCCGACGGUCCAGAUGAUGUUGUUAUUAUUUCUGCUCGUAGGACACCAAUUGCUAAAGGAAACAGGGGAUCGUUUAAGGAAACUUUCCCAGAUGAUCUUCUUGUCCCAGUCUUUAAAGCUGUUCUACAAGAGGCCAAUGUUGCACCCCAGGAUGUCCAGGAUAUCUGUGUCGGAAAUGUUGGUGAUCCCAGACCAGCUGUUUCAGCCAGAACUGGACAGUUUUUCAGUGGAAUUCCAGAAACGACCCCGAUACACUCUACAAACAGACAGUGUUCCUCUGGACUACAGGCUUGUAUGAACAUAGCAGGUGCCAUAAAAACAGGUCAGAUUGACUUAGGAAUUGGAGCAGGAGUGGAAUCUAUGACAAUGCACAGAAACACAAGUUCUACAGUGCCAAUCAACCCCUCUGUGUUUGACCACGAUCUUGCCAGACAAGUACUUAUCCCAAUGGGGAUAACAUCAGAGAAUGUAGCAGAGAAGUUUGGAAUCACCAGAGAAGAGCAGGAUAAAUUCGCUCUGCUGUCCCAGCAAAGGGCGGGAAAAGCACAGCAGACUGGGGCAUUCAACAAAGAAAUUGUCCCUGUGACAACCAAGGUCACGGAUAAAGACGGGAAUGAGCAAACUGUCACAGUCACUAAAGAUGAAGGUCCCAGACCCACAACGUUAGAAAACCUGCUGAAACUCAAACCAGCUUUUAAAGAGGGUGGAUCCACCACAGCAGGGAACUCUAGCCAAGUAAGUGAUGGAGCAGCUGCUGUUCUCAUGGCCCGGAGAUCAGAAGCCAAAAGACGAGGAAUGAAGAUAUUUGGGGUAAUCCGAGGCUACGCCGUGGUGGGGUGUCCCCCAGAUAUAAUGGGCAUUGGUCCAGCUGUAGCUAUUCCAGAGCUUCUCAAAAAGACAGGUUUAACUAUUGAUGAUAUUGAUGUUUUUGAGAUCAACGAAGCAUUUGCUAGUCAGGCCUUUUAUACUGUUCAGAAGCUAGGAAUUCCCUCAGAGAAAGUGAAUCCAGUAGGUGGCGCUAUAGCUCUGGGUCAUCCAUUGGGCUGUACUGGAGCAAGGCAGAUUGCAACACUCCUGCACGAGUUAGAACGAAGGGGAAAAAGGGCCUUUGGUGUGGUCUCUAUGUGUAUGGGGACAGGCAUGGGAGCUGCGUGUUUGAUCGAGUACCCAGGACUGGCCUAGAAAGCAGAGUUUAUGAAGAGGAGGUGUGGCUUGUGAAGAGGAGGAGGAGCUUGGAAGGGGGAAGAGCCUGUGAUAUUUGUCAGUGAAAUCCUCAUCUAUUUAAGAUUAAUUUAUGAGGAAGACAUUUUACUUUUUGAUUUUUAUUUGUCAUGAUCAUAAGAUCAUUGAGCAGGGGAAAAAUUGGUGCCGUUUUUUAAUGAAUGUCCAAUUAUGUACAAAAACUUCAUUUCAGAUGUGUAAAUAAAUGUAUAUUUAUGCAGAUGGUAUUCAUAUAAUUCAUAUGUUUCAUAGGAAUUAUGUUGUCCAUUUUACAGGGGAUUGCAAUCAAAGAACUGAUUGAUUAAUACAUUAAAGAUGGGAUGUACAUGGCCUUUAAUACAUAAUCUUAUAAAAGUAAAAUGGACACAAGUAGUACAUAAAAAUCAAUCUAUUAUCUGUCUUUUCCUAAAAAAAAAGAAGCAAAAACAUUAACUGAUGAUAACAAUUAAUAAUUACAAUGUACUUAAUUUGUGUUAAUAGCACAAA